Molecule: messenger RNA, 5220 nt
Organism: Colletotrichum spaethianum
Lineage: Eukaryota; Fungi; Ascomycota; Sordariomycetes; Glomerellales; Glomerellaceae
Product: cell wall alpha-1,3-glucan synthase ags1
Exons: 1
Coding region: 1-5220 (1739 amino acids)
Biological process (GO): fungal-type cell wall (1->3)-alpha-glucan biosynthetic process
Cellular component (GO): fungal-type cell wall
Molecular function (GO): alpha-1,3-glucan synthase activity
Source: RefSeq, a predicted model, not a curated record
AUGGGUGAUUUGAUCGGUUUCGAAGGAUAUCUCAACGCGUCGACCCCGUUCCGGACCGAUGAGCACAAGGUUCAGUGGAAGACGUCUCGGCGAUAUCUCGAUUUCGACAUCGGCAACGAGUACAACGAAUCCUGCGAGUACCCGGCUUUCUGGUUCGAAGAUGGCAAGCCCGUCGGCCAAGAUGUUGUGUCACAGCUGAAGGGCUGCUACAACAGUGAUUUCGACCAAUACGGUGACAUUGAAGCUUUCGGCGUUUUCCCUGACUGGCAGCGUCAAUUGGCAAAGUUCGCGUCCGUGCAGGACCGUCUUCGUGAAUGGGUUCCCUCCGUCCGUCAGCGUCUCGAGCUCUACUCCUGCAUGACCAUUCAGAUGCUCGAUAUCGACGGGUUCCGUAUCGACAAGGCCGUCCAGGUCACCGUCGAUGCACAGGCUGAAUGGAGUACUGCUAUGCGAAAGUGCGCAUCGGAUCUCGGCAAGGACAACUUCAUGAUUGUGGGUGAAAUCACCAGUGGUAACACUCUGGGGUCCAUUUAUCUUGGACGCGGACGAACCCCGGAUAUGGCCUCCGCUUUAAAACUCGCCGACGCUGUGGCCUUGGAUUCUAAAAGCACUUCUACGUCUGGCAGCUUCAUCCGUGAGCAUGGAAAGAGUGCGCUUGAUGCUGGUGCCUUUCACUACUCCAUCUACCGUUUCAUGACCCGUUUCCUCGGCUUGAGCGGUAAUCUCGAGGCUGGAUACGAUCUACCGACCGACUGGGUUCAGACCUGGAACCAAAUGAUUUUGACCAACGACUUUUACAACGCGAACACGGGCGAAUUCGAUCCCCGCCACUUGUACGGUGUAACCAACCAGGACGUUUUCCGCUGGCCUGCCAUUGAGCUUGGGACGGAGCGCAUGCUUCUCGCCUACUUCAUUACUACCAUGCUUCUUCCCGGCGCUCCCCUGGUUUACUACGGUGAGGAGCAAAACUUCUACGUUUUGGACAACACUGCCGAGAACUACGUUUUCGGUCGUCAAGCAUUUUCCGCCGCCCAGGCGUGGAAGGUUCACGGGUGCUACGCAGGCGAUAACUCCGUCUACGUCGGCUGGCCCGUAACCAAGGGCAAACUGGGCUGCGAAGACGAGACCGUGGCUUACGAUCACCGUGACCCCUCAGCCUCGAUUCGCAAUUGGAUGAAACGCCUCUUCUCUUUCCGCGACGAGUACCCCGUCCUUGAGGGUGGCUGGCUCCUCGAGCAGCUCUCCAACAAGACCCACGGUAUCCAAUAUAAUGGCAGUAGCGUCGCGACCCAGACAGGAAUCUGGAGUGUCGCGCGUGGCUACUUGGGCAACCAGAACAAGACGGGUGACCCAGUCUGGCUGGUUUACCACAACAGCCCCAACGAGACGACCUACGAGUUCGACUGCAGCAAAGAGGCGGACGCCUUCCUUUCGCCUUUUGACGGCAACACCAAGGUCAGAAAUCUAUUCAGCACCGAUGCCGCCAUCACUCUUGAAAGCUCGACCAAGGAGAAUGGAUUCAAGGGUGCUGGCCACAAGGCCGGCUGCAUCAGCAGCAUCACCAUGUCGCCCUUUGAGUUCCGAGCCUACGUUGCCGAGAAAAGCUGGCUGGAUAUCGCGCCUGCCAUCACCGGUUUCGAACCUGGCCAUGACGCUCCCAUCGACUCAACCGACGCCAACGGCAAGAUUCCCAUUGCCUUCAAGUUUUCGACCGACAUGGACUGCGACACCGUCACCAAGGCCAUCUCCGCCUACGUUACUGUUGACGCGAACACCAUAAACAACGUCACCUUCGACACCCCCGUCUGUGGUGCUAUGGACCCAAUCGAGAAGGAUUCAUUUAUUGGCGCCGUCGCCUCUGUGUGGAAGUGGUCUGCCAACCUCCAGAACGUUCCCGACGGCAUCGUCAAGAUCACUGCCAACAACGUCACGGCGCCUGGCGGAAAGAGUACGAACGCCAUUGACCACUUCCUUAUCCGCUUCGGCAAGCAGUAUAACCCCGUUGUAUUCCCCGCUACCGCCAACUACUCGCGAUCGCUCAUGGAGGAGAGCAAUGGUGUAUACUACAUCAACCACGCCGCUCCUGGUGCCACCAAAUGGCGUUACAGCACCAACUGGGGCUCGACUUGGAGCAAUUGGCAGUCGUACACCGGUGCCAAGCAGCGCAUGAUUCCCCAAGCUUGGGAUGGGACUGAACUCCAGAAGUGGGAGGGCGAGCAUCUCAUGGUUCAGUACUUCAGCAAGCCUCUCGGUUCGUCUUCCUUCAUCCAGCACUCCGACAGCAGUGACAUCCCCUUUUCUCGCCGCUGGCCUCACAUUUUCCUCCAUGGACCCUUUAACAAGUGGGGUUACGAUGCUGGUCUGCCAAACUUGAUGACUCAGGUCGAAAACAACCUCUGGGAGCUGCACUUCAUGUACGAAUGGCCCGCCCAGGUCCAAUUGAACCUUUGGGGCAUUAACCCCGACAACCAACCUGAUGCCUCCUUCAUCUACGGCGAUCCCAACGGCGACGGUGUCCUUGACCGUCUGCCCCCGAGCAGUUUGUCCGACAACGUGGUCAACCUGACCUCGCCGCCACCGAUGCCCGCGCUCUCCUACAAGCUGGUUAUCAACGACGCCAACUGGAACUACGUCGCCGUUCCCCAGGGCAACAUGUGGAUCCAGAUUAUCUUCUUCUUCCUCCUUGGUCUCAUGCCCAUUGUCCUCGCAGGAUUGGCCGGCUGGAUCUACAUGAAGGGUUUCUACCAGGUCAAGAUUAACAAGUCAGGAUUCUCCAAGAAGGGUUGGUUACCACUCAAGCUCGGGAAUGAGUCCAACAUUAACUUCGGCGAAAAAGGCAAAAGUCUCGAGAUGUCCCAAAUUCCUCCCUCCCCUCUCGCCACGCCAGCUGCCGCAGCGGCCGCCGGCGGCGCCCCCCGAAGGAAGGUCCUCAUCGCCACCAUGGAGUACAACAUCGACGACUGGAAGAUCAGCAUCAAGAUCGGUGGUCUUGGUGUCAUGGCCAAGCUCAUGAGUCAAGCGCUCACCCACGUGGAUCUUAUCUGGGUUGUCCCCUGCGUCGGCGACGUUGAAUACCCCGUGGAGAACGAGGCCGAGCCGAUGUUUGUCGAAGUCAUGGGCGAAUCCUUCGAGGUCAAGGUCUACUACCACGUCCACAAGAACAUCACGUACGUUAUCCUCGAUGCUCCCAUCUUCCGCCAGCAAACCAAGGCCGACCCCUACAUCGCUCGCAUGGAUGAUCUCGAGAGUGCCAUCUUGUACUGUGCCUGGAACAGCUGCAUUGCUGAGUCGAUCCGCCGCUUCAACGUUGACAUCUACCACAUCAACGAUUACCACGGUGCUGCCGCGCCCCUCUACCUCCUCCCGGAAACUAUCCCUGUCUGCUUAUCUCUGCACAAUGCCGAGUUCCAGGGUAUGUGGCCCAUGAGAACCGAGGAGGAGCAGAAGGAAGUCUACAGCGUCUUCAACCUUCCAGCCAAGGUCGUCAAGGACUACGUCCAAUACGGUUCGGCUUUCAACCUUCUGCACGCCGCCGCCAGUUACCUCCGUAUUCACCAGCGCGGUUUCGGUGCUGUCGGUGUGUCCAAGAAGUACGGUGACCGCUCCCUCGCUCGUUACCCCAUUUUCUGGAGUUUGAAGAACAUUGGCCAGCUGCCUAACCCCGAUCCCUCCGAUACUGGCGAAUGGAACCCCGAGGAGGAUAUCUCUAACCACCAGGACGACAUCAAGAUCGACGAGACCUUCGAGGCCAACCGAGCCACUCUCCGAAGACAAGCCCAGGAGUGGGCCGGUCUUGAGGUUAACCCCAACGCCGAUCUUUUCGUCUUUGUCGGUAGAUGGAGUUUGCAGAAGGGUGUCGAUUUGAUUGCCGAUCUUUUCCCUAGCAUUCUCGAGAAGUACCCCUCUGUCCAGCUCAUUUGCGUCGGCCCCGUCAUCGACUUGUACGGCAAGUUUGCGGCCCUGAAGCUCAACAAGCUUAUGGAGAAGUACCCUGGCCGUGUCUUCAGCAAACCUGAGUUCACCCAGCUGCCUCCCUACAUCUUUAGUGGUGCUGAGUUUGCCCUCAUUCCUUCUCGUGAUGAGCCCUUCGGUCUGGUCGCCGUCGAGUUCGGCCGUAAGGGUGCCCUGGGUGUCGGUGCCCGUGUCGGUGGUCUUGGUCAGAUGCCCGGUUUCUGGUACACUGUCGAGUCCAUGAGCCCGACCCAUUUGCUCCAACAGUUCAAACAAGCCAUUGCCUCUGCCCUCAGCUGCAAGCCUAGAAAGCGAGCCCUCAUGCGCGCCUGGAGCGCCAAGCAGCGUUUCCCCGUCGCGCAGUGGAUCAGACAACUAGACACGCUCUACAAUGACUCGAUCAAGAUUCACAACAAGGAGGCUGCCAAGCAGAAGAAGGCUGGCGGCAUCCGCAACCUGACCGAUUCUUCUCUGAGAUCAAGCGUCGCUGUCAGCGAGUACGGUGCAGAACUCACCCCUACCGGUUCAAGAGCCCCGUCGCCCCUUCCUCCUCCGAGCCGCAUUGCCAGCCCCGCGGGCCGUAUCAACUCGCCUGACCUCGGCACACCCAACAUGCCGUGGACCAACAUUCCUUCUUCCCGCCGCAGCUCUUUCUCGAGCUCCAUUGGUGGCCGAGACAGCAUGCUGGCACCUCGUGAGAGCAUGUUUGGUGCGGGUCGUGAGAGCAUGGUCAGCGUGGACAGUUUCGCCAUGCGCGCCCAGAACGACCCGUCUCCCCAAACCCCCGGCUUCGAUGGUCUCGGUCUGCCUCAACCAAGCUUCUACAAGCAGCAGCGCAACAGCUCUCAGCUGUCUCUGCCUGAUGUCGUCGGUGACCGCCACGAUCUCAAGCUGCAAAACGUGGACCAGAACUUCACUGAUAAGAACGGCGAGUUUUACGCGGAGUUUGAGCAGAUGCUCAACAACCUGACGGCCAAGAACUCGGGCAACGAUCUCUGCAUUGAGAACUUCCUCAAGAAGAGUGAGAAGAAGUGGUUCGCGAGAUACCGUGACGCCAAGCUUGGCCGGAGAGAUCAUAGCCGGUCGAGAAGUCCCGCGCCCAGCCGUCCAGGCUCGAGCAAGGGUCUUGGUGCCAAGUUUGAUGAUGAGCGUGGUCGUAGCCGCACACCGAGCGGUCUCACCGGUGCCUCUCGUUACGAUGACAGUCCCGUCGACGACGAAUUCCUGUUGGGUGACAACUACAACGCGCCCACAGGUCUCAAGAAGUGA